Molecule: messenger RNA, 1842 nt
Organism: Botrytis cinerea B05.10
Lineage: Eukaryota; Fungi; Ascomycota; Leotiomycetes; Helotiales; Sclerotiniaceae
Exons: 3
Coding region: 13-1641 (542 amino acids)
Source: RefSeq, a predicted model, not a curated record
GGAAAUUUCAAAAUGACUUCUUCGGACUCAGAGAUUGAAAUGAUUGGCAUCAAUGAAAACCAAACAAAAUCUCGACGAGGCACACGCUGGAUUUCUCGAAGACAACCGAAAAUCAAGACUGAAUCCAGAAAAUCUGCACUCGACAAGCUCCCGCUUGAAAUUAGACGUAUGAUCUACAAGGAGCUCUUGACAAACCCAGUUUUAGGAACCAUCGAAGCCAUUGAAGCAGGCACAGAGUCUGGAGCCGAAGCCAUCUAUGGACUCAAUCCCGCCAUAUUGCGCACAUGCCGCCGUUUCUACGAAGAAGCUUCGGAGGUCUUGUACGACCAGACAUUUAUCAUCAAGUGCGACUACAACUAUCGUGGAGGAAGUUUGUUCCAAAGACUUGUUACGUCAUGCCCUUGUCCCAUAUUGAGAUACAGAUAUAACCUCGAACCUCCAAUUACUCGACUUGAGAUUCCUAUCAAGUCUUCUGCUAUGACACAAGCCCGUUCCUGGAAAGUUUUAGUCGAUUCGUAUACCGUGAAGAUUAAUCACCACCAACAGUUUUACGAAUUCUGUAGAGCAGUUUGCGACGCUCGUCCUAAGAAGAUUGAAAUCGUCAUGUUGAAGACAGGAACCGGUCCUUCUAGUAUAAUUGAAGGUAGGCGAUUGGGAUCAUGCCGCUUGUGGAAACCAUGGCAAACACUAGCACCACUCACCAUGUUACGAAAUGUCGGCAAGUUGACCAUCAGAAACGAACACGCGCCCUAUCUUCAUGAAACUGACGGCGACAUUCCGGAUACAGUUGUUUGGAAUUCACAUGAGCCUGGGAAAGUAUUGACUCGUAUGCUGAAGAAUCUAGCACAAAGCGAUAGACCAGUCGAGAGAAUAUUCCCGAUGAGAGCCAAGCUUGUGAAACUCGCGCAGAGCUUUGAGCGAUAUCUUCCAUUUAAGAUUGACAUGAAUUUCCGCACUCCAUUAAUUACGAAUUCGAACGAUGGUCUCCGUGCUCAUUCAGAGGACACGCAUGAUCUUAUUAAGCGCGGCUACAAGAGAUGCCUAGAGUAUGAUGUCCUAAACCCAAAUCGCAACAAAGACUUCAACAACGACCUAGAACAAUCUCUAGCUAUAGCCAGAGACAACGAUUUGACCAUGCAAAAUUUGGAAUUCAAGAAGAAUAGGGAAGACGUCGUCAAUGAAUUGCAACUCCAGUACAAGAGAUUGGUGAUUGCUUCCAAUGAUCUAAAAUCCUUCAAAUCUGGACGAGAGGAACUUUUGGAAAGACGAGACUCCGCAUUCGCUUACUGGUUAGUAUUAAUCGAAGCAUAUGCCGCAGAGUUUGAGCGCCAGAAGAACCUUCAAACAAAAGCAGAAUUCCGAAGACAGAAGCGUAGAUUUGAUAACCUCCGCGCAACCUGGCCGAGAGAGAUCAUGCUCGCUAAGCUGGAUCGAAUGGUGGAGGAUCAGGAAUUUGGUGAAUUUGCCAAGGUUGCCCAGGAAGUCGAGAAUGAUAUGGACAAACAACUUGCAGGAAUUACAGCUGCAUGGAGAGAUCUGUUCAAAGCAGACGUGUACCAUGAGAGAUUUUGUCAGUACAAAUUCGAUGUUGGAGCACUCAAGAGAAAGAGAGAUUUUCGGGAUGAGGACGAGGAACAAUGAGAGCGGCUGCGGUAAAAGGGAAUGUCUCGGGUUUAUAUCACUUCCCUUAUGAUUUCUUUGGUGAGGAUAGACGAAGUCUGUAUGGCUGGUUGAUCAGGUCAACAGUAUCAUAUCUUGACCUAACGGUCCUAUCUUAGUUAUAUUCUAGCGACUAAGAUGCUAUUAAAAGAGAUCACACAUCACCAAAUAAAUGUGAUACCA